Messenger RNA from Durusdinium trenchii, 1616 nucleotides. The record is from the annotation of a GenBank genome assembly. Lineage: Eukaryota; Dinophyceae; Suessiales; Symbiodiniaceae.
AGAUCGCACCAUUGCGUUCUGGCCCAAGCACCCCCACCCAACGGCCCAACGGCCCCGGCGUGCCGCUGAUCCCGCGCGGGCGGAGCGGGGAAUGGCGGAGCGGUCGACCACGGUGACCGUGAGUUUGCCCAGUGGCCGCUGGGAGACGGUCUCCGUGCCGCAGACGUCGACGAUUGGAGAUCUGAAAGCAGCAGCCCAGAAAUCUUUGGGGCGCUACUUCUUGAGAUUGGUGGCGAAGGAUAAGCUGUUGCAGGUGUCAAACUUCUUGGAUGCGGUCGCGGUGCACAAUGGAGACCACUUGACUGCUAUUGCCGAAGGGGCCAGGGUGGCUGCCACAGAGUUCGCCUUUGCCUUGUGGUCUUCAGGGAGUCCGGUGGUCACAUGGGGUGCUCCUGAAUACGGCGGAGACAGCAGUGCCGUUCGUGCAGAUUUGCGGGAUGUCAGGGCGAUUCAGGCCUCUUCCAAGGCCUUUGCCGCGAUCACGAUGACUGGACAGGUUGUCACAUGGGGCGAUGAAUGCUGUGGCGGUGACAGUAGUACUGUCCAAGAAGUUCUGAAAGAUGUGGAGCAGAUUCAGGCUACAAAGAGGGCCUUUGCUGCUUUAUUGAAAGAUGGAAGUGUCAUUACCUGGGGUGAUCCAGAGGCCGGUGGUGAUAGUAGCUUUUUCCGAGAGCAGCUGAAAGGUGUGCAGAAGAUUCAGGCAAGCUCGGAAUCCUUCGCUGCAAUCUUAGCAGAUGGAGCAGUGGUGACGUGGGGUAGUCUAACAGGUAGCGUUGGCAGCAGUCUUAUUCGAGAUGAGCUCAACAAUAUCCAGCAUAUUCAGUCCACGUGGGAUGCAUUUGCUGGAAUCCGGUCAGAUGGAAGUGUGGUGACUUGGGGUAGCCCCAUCGGUGGGGGGGCGGUUCCAAGCUCCGUGAAGCAUCGGCUGAAAGAGGUCAUCCAUGUGCAGGCCACCUUGCAGGCCUUUGCCGCAUUGACCCGUGAGGGAUCUGUAAUUACAUGGGGCAGUCCGAUUGGCGGUGGUGACAGCAGUGGAGUUCAAGACCAACUCUUUGAUGUCACAGAGAUCCAGUCCACACGGAAUGCCUUCGCUGCAAUCAGAUCAGACGGAUCUGUGAUUACAUGGGGCAGCUCAACAGGUGGUGGUGAUAGCACUGCAGUUCAAGAUCAGCUUCGUCAAGUGUAUCGGAUCCAGUCCACCCAGAAGGCUUUUGCUGCACUCACCAAAGAUGGAGAAGUAGUCACCUGGGGCAGUCCGUGCAGCGGUGGUGACAGUCUACGGCUUCGAGGCCGACUGGAUCAUGUGGUGGAUAUCCAAGCCACCAAGAAGUCCUUUGCUGCGAUCAAAGACGAUGGAACUGUGCAGACCUGGGGCCACCUUGCUGAUGACGUCGAAGUGAAGGACGUUCAACAGAUUUACAGCACUGCCUCAGCCUUCCUGGCGCUGCAGUCGGAUGGGAGGCUGGUGACCUGGGGCGUCCAAGAGUUCUUUUUAACCAUGUGAGUGCAGCGAAGCUCCUCAGCGGAGUGGCGGUUUCAUGCGUUUGACUGAUGUGGCCAGGCAAAGCGGGAGUGUGACAGGGAGGUCCCAACGCAUGUGACAGGGAAGAACACUC